This is a messenger RNA of Nematolebias whitei (Rio pearlfish), 1387 nucleotides long. It is a transcript of the gene ada, whose product is annotated as adenosine deaminase. The transcript has 11 exons. The coding region runs from base 1 to 1092 and encodes 363 amino acids. Lineage: Eukaryota; Metazoa; Chordata; Actinopteri; Cyprinodontiformes; Rivulidae. Gene Ontology annotation, biological process: hypoxanthine salvage; purine ribonucleoside monophosphate biosynthetic process; inosine biosynthetic process. The record is from RefSeq and is a predicted model, not a curated record. Gene Ontology annotation, molecular function: adenosine deaminase activity. Gene Ontology annotation, cellular component: cytosol; external side of plasma membrane.
AUGGCCAAGUUCCCCCCGGAGCAAGUGGUGUUCAACAAGCCCAAGGUUGAGCUGCAUGUACACCUCGAUGGAGCCAUCAGGGUGCAGACUAUUCUUGAUGUUGCCAAGAGACGAGGCAUCCAUCUUCCAUCAAAAACAGCUGAGGACAUGAAACAGAAGAUUAUUCUUCAUAAGCCUGGCACACUCACAAGUUUCUUGGAAAAAUUCAAAGAGUACAUGCCUGUGAUUGCUGGCGACAGAGAGGCCAUUAAGAGGGUUGCCUUUGAGUUUGUGGAAGACAAAGCUAAGGAAGGAGUCGUGUAUGUGGAGGUCAGAUACAGUCCACAUUUACUAGCCAACACUAAAGUGGACCCAAUUCAAUGGAACCAAAAAGAAGGUGACUUGAGCCCAGAUGAGGUGGUGCGUCUUGUUAACGAGGGCCUCAGUGAGGGGGAGAGGGCCUUCAAUAUCAAAGCCAGGUCCAUUCUAUGCUGCAUGCGCCACAUGCCAAACUGGUCCAUGGACGUUGUGGAGCUGUGUAAGAAAUAUCGACACGAUGGUGUGGUGGCCAUUGAUCUGGCUGGAGAUGAGUCACUCAACUGUAAAGCCUAUCCAGACCACAGGAGGGCCUAUGAGGAGGCAGUUCGCUGUGGGAUCCACAGGACGGUCCAUGCUGGGGAGGUGGGCCCGGCCACGGUGGUGCGGGAGGCUGUGGAAGUGCUGAAAGCUGAGCGUAUUGGUCACGGCUACAGUACACUUGAGGACCACACCCUGUACAAGCAGCUGCUGGAUCAAAACAUGCACUUUGAGACCUGUCCUGUUUCCAGUAAGUUCACUGGUGCUUGCAACUCGGACUUCGGUGAACAUCCCAUCAUCAAGUUCAUGCAGGACAAGGCGAACUACUCCCUGAACACAGACGACCCUCUUAUCUUUAACUCGACUCUGCAGCUCGACUACAACGUGGCGCACAAAUACAUGGGAUUCACCGAGAGCGAAUUCAAGCGACUGAACAUCAGAUCUGCAGAGUCGUCCUUCCUGCCUGAAAAGGAGAAAGAGGAGCUCCUCAGCAGACUGUACGAGGCCUAUGGGAUGAUACAGAGCACUGCCUUUUAAUGCCCACCAAUAUGUGAUGGGGAACAAAGGGAAACAACCCAGGAACACAUCGCUCCGACCUUCCAAUCCCCCAUCCCAACACAACAGAAUGUGUGUUUUACUAGAGCCCGACCGAUAGGGACAUUUUGGCUAUUGCCCAUACAGAUACUGGGAGGGGAAGGCAACUGUGGAUAACAGAUAUAAUGGCUGAAUUAAUUUGAGCUUUGUCCACACCCAAGAAUCUAAAACAGCUAGUGGAGCGGGGCUUGUUUGUUUAGCACAGCUGUUAGCAACCAUGAAGCUAAGCUAAUCAGAU